Triticum dicoccoides is the source of this 1475-nucleotide messenger RNA. Its product is annotated as protein FLX-like 3. NCBI's taxonomy places the organism in Eukaryota, Viridiplantae, Streptophyta, Magnoliopsida, Poales, Poaceae. Bases 283 to 1080 code for a protein of 265 amino acids. The transcript has 4 exons. The record is from RefSeq and is a predicted model, not a curated record.
CUGGCGCGGCUUCCGGCCGCCGCCGUUUCUGCCACUCCGCGGUCCUCCGCCGCUCCAUCGCAGGGCGUGCGUGGCUUCCCCUGCUCGCCUCUACUCGCCAUCGCCGGUAGCCACCGCUCACCGACUGCUCCUCCCCUCUGAUCCUCCACCGACAGCCGCUGGUGACGUGACGUUGCCGCUGGGGGUGCCACAGCCACCGGCGUCUCGCUACAGGAGAUCGACUAAGCUCGGAUUCUGCUGGCUGUCAUACUACUCUCCCUACGGCAGAUAUAGCGGCUAUAAAUGGCAGGGAAGCGCCGCAUAAGUCGCCAGUACUAUGAGGAACCACGAGGAUUUCGUGAUGGUCCUCCUCCUCGACUUGCACGAGAAAGGUCUAUCUCACCACGUCGCUUCGAGGGAGAGCUGUCUAGCCGCCGUGAUGAGAUACGCAGAAUCCGUGAUGACAACCAACAUCUGGUGGAUGAAAUUGUUGGACUCAGGCAAGGAAUGUCUCAUUUGAAAGAAGAUCUCUAUUCCUCGAGUCAGGCUAUACCUAAGCUCCGUGCAGAGAAAGAACUUGAAUCGAGGGAGCUGACUCAGAGGAAUCUGAAGCUGGAAGCUGAGCUACGCUCUUUAGAACCCCAUAGGCAAGAUGCCUUGCAGCUACGAUCUGAAGCAGGCAUGCUGCAGUCUUUGAGGCAAGAGUUGACUGAAAAGGUGCAGGGUCUAACGAAGGAGGUUGAGCAUCGGAACUCUGAAAAGCAGCGCAUACCUGCCAUGGUAGCUGAACGAGAUGGUCUGCGACAGGAACUAAUUCGUGCCAGGGCCGCUCUUGAUUAUGAAAAGAAUGCAAAGGCAGAGCUGAUGGCACAGGUGCAGGCAGUGGAGAAGGAUCUUGUAACUAUGGCUCAGGAGUCUGAGAAGCUUAGGGCUGAGAUUGAGAAGAGAAGGCCACCUAGUUUCAGCGGCCAUGGAGCUUACAGACCACCUAUGACAACUCCUGGGAUGGGCUUGCAAGACAUCUACGACAGCGGCUAUUCUUACAGAGAGAAACACUACGGUGCUGGACCAUGGGACCCCCCUGGCUAUCCGCAUCCAUGAUUUGGGUUUUUGAUCCUUGUCAGAGUUCAUCUCCGUCAGUACUUGCGACAAAGUUCCUACCUUAGCACUGAAACUUGUGGUGACUGGUGUUUUCGUGGCGGAUUUGAGUGUUGCUAUAGCUUUGUUGGCAAAUGCCACACCAUUGUACCAGCGCUGCUUAUGUUGCACCAUUCUUCAGAAAAUCAUAACCGUUGUAGAAGGCAAUUGAUCACAUCAUAGAAGGGAAUAUAUAAUUUGAACUCUAGAAAAUUGCAACAGGGUGUCAAGCCUUCUGAAGGCAGAUUGCUCUUUCGUGACCAUUUGAUGCGGUUGCUACUCUUUUGGUUUGGGUGGAGCUCUUGCAAGCUUCGAUUGCAUGAGGUGAAAUAUUAUCAUCUGCCAAAAAUGAGGACUGA